AUGUCUAUGUCCGUCCAAGAUUGUGCCCCAGCUCGGGAUGGCUUCCCGCGACCCUUUCCGGACACUCCCACCAAUGUUCUGCAACAAUUCCAAAUGAAAGGGAAGGUGGUUGUGAUCACAGGUGCUGCGGAUGGACUUGGAUAUGCCGUAGCGGAGUCUAUGGCUGAGGCUGGUGCCGAUGUCGCCUUGUGGUAUAACUCAAAUGAUGUUGCGAUUGAGAAAGCAAAGACUCUGGCCAAAGAAAACAAUAUCAAGACUUCCGCUUACAAGGUUGAUGUAUCGGACUCUACUCAAGUUUCGGAGACGAUAGCCAAGGUCGCUCAAGACUUUGGUAAGAUUGAUGUCUUUGUUGCCAAUGCAGGCAUGGCCAUUUCGAAGCCCAUCUUGGAGCAGACAUUGGACGAGUAUCGGAAGCAGAUGUCCGUAAAUGUGGAUGGUAUCGUUUAUUGCGCGAAAUAUGCUGGCGAGGUAUUCGCGAGACAGGGCUACGGCAACCUGAUCAUCACCUCCAGUAUGAGCGGCCACGUCGUCAACGUUCCGGUGGAUCAGCCGGUCUACAACGCAACCAAAGCCUAUGUUACUCACUUUGGAAAGUCCCUUGCUCGUGAAUGGCGCGACUUUGCCCGGGUCAACAUUGUCUCGCCGGGCUUCUUCGACACCAAGAUGGGAGCGGGUCCUGACUGCCUGCAGGAAGCUUAUCGUAUGUCGUCGCUUGGAAGGCAGGGGCAUGUGAAGGAGAUCAAGGGCUUGUACCUGUAUCUUGCCAGCGAUGCGUCGACAUACAUGACUGGAAGCGAUGUUAUCAUUGAUGGAGGAUAUGUGUUGCCCUGA
Messenger RNA from Penicillium salamii, 831 nucleotides. The record is from the annotation of a GenBank genome assembly. Lineage: Eukaryota; Fungi; Ascomycota; Eurotiomycetes; Eurotiales; Aspergillaceae.